AUUCGCCACUUUGUCUGUGAAAUUCUGGCUAUCCUGAAGCUGACCUGUGGUGAUAUUUCAAUCAAUAUAAUCAGCAUGACAGCAUCAAAUCUCAUUGCUAUAGUUGCUCCCUUGCUAGUAAUUUCCAUCUCUUACAUUUGUAUUGUUGUUACCAUCAUAAGAAUUCCUUCCACUGAAGGGAAACGUAAGGCCUUCUCUACCUGCUCUUCCCACCUCACUGUGGUGAUUAUAUUCUAUGGAUCGCUCUUCUCCAUGUAUACAAAGCCCGAGUCUCAAAACCCUGCUGAUGCAGAUAAUCAAGAUAUCCUCCAAGCUGUCACUGCCCUCUCCUAUGGGGUGAUGACUCCAAUGCUCAACCCUCUCAUCUAUAGUCUGAGGAACAAGGAUGUAAAGGCUGCUGUCAAGAAUAUGCUGGGUUGCUAA
Octodon degus (degu) is the source of this 423-nucleotide messenger RNA. Its product is annotated as olfactory receptor 13C8-like. Gene Ontology annotation, molecular function: olfactory receptor activity. The transcript has a single exon. The annotation marks the transcript as partial. Lineage: Eukaryota; Metazoa; Chordata; Mammalia; Rodentia; Octodontidae. Gene Ontology annotation, biological process: G protein-coupled receptor signaling pathway. The record is from RefSeq and is a predicted model, not a curated record. Gene Ontology annotation, cellular component: membrane.